Messenger RNA from Oncorhynchus nerka (sockeye salmon), 2326 nucleotides. Its product is annotated as matrin-3-like. Lineage: Eukaryota; Metazoa; Chordata; Actinopteri; Salmoniformes; Salmonidae. The transcript has 11 exons. Gene Ontology annotation, molecular function: RNA binding. The record is from RefSeq and is a predicted model, not a curated record. Gene Ontology annotation, cellular component: nucleus. Bases 128 to 2326 code for a protein of 732 amino acids.
CCGGUUCCGGUUUAGACGCCUGGGAAGCUAGCUAGCUACUUCGAUACAUGUUUCAAUUGCUUCUUUGACCCAUCAUCUCUUCACUGGCAACUUUCUCAACAGAGAUUAGAUACGUUUACGUUCCAGCAUGUCUCACAACUACUCCUACAGACGACCACCACCAGCUAAAGGUCUAAGACCCAGCUCUUUCGACUCUCCAGAUCACCUGCACCCUGGAGACCACAUUCACAAUGUUUACAGAUCGUGCCAGGAGUCACCAUCUCAUUCCACAAUACCAUCCUACCCAUACUCCUCAUCCAGAGCCUCCGCUGCCACCGAGUCCCCUUACUCCUCCUCACUAAGCCGGUCAGACCAAACUCUCCUGAGCAGCUGUGGGCUCAAGCCCAAAGACUUAUCUCUACUAGCCGAGAUGCCUGAGGAUCUCAUCACCGUGGAGAACCUACCACAUCUGGUCCUGGAGAUCAAGAAGAAGAGGGCGACACAUCAGUCACCAUAUCCAGCUAUGAUCUCUUACCCUCCUGCUGCCACAUCUCGUCCCCCCUCUGUCCAAGUUGUGGACUACCACUAUGGUAAAGAAACUCUCAGAAGUUACCAAACUCCUAGGUCCACUUACAACAUGGCCCAAGGAGGAAGCAGCAACACCUGGAAACCCCCCAACUCGUCCCAACCAGCAGUAGAUUACAGGUACCCACCAACUACAGACUACAGACCACGCCCAGACCAAGAUGUCCCAGUUGUCACAAUCAAGAUGGCCACCUCUGGCAACACUCCCACCAAGAAGUCUGCUCUUGACUUCCAUGGAGAAAUCCCCCAAAAGUUUCCUCAUACUUGCUCUCUCUGUGAUAUUACCGUGCUCUCUGAAAAGUUCUGGUUCACACACGCCAAUGGAACUCAACAUGCAGACGGACAGCUCACAUUUCUUAAAAUGUAUCCUGAUUGGGAUUGCCGGAUGCAGACCACCAGAAAUGGUGAUGACCGCACAAAGAGACCGAACGUUGAAGAGAAGACUGCUGGACCUUCCCAUAGGUUGAUUAACUACUUGGGUAAACCGUCAAGUAGCGGCUCUAGAGAAAGCAUAGACUCUAAGACAAAGGGGAGUGGCAAAGUGGUUUGUGCCCAAUUUACCGCCCGGUGUCUCAACGAAGAUGGUUUGAAGGACCUGAUUAAUCCGUUUGGGGAAGUUGUGAAAAUCAUCAUGUUCCCUGCUUUGGCGUUUGUGGAGUUGGGCUCAACUGACCAGGCCGCCGAUAUUGUGAGAUACUACCUCAGUAACCCAGUGAUGGUGAAAGGAGGACAAGUCACCUUCUCUGUCUCGUCAACAUUUAAUUUCCUGCAGAGUUCCCGGGUGUUGAGUUUUUCCCCGGUGCCUCCUGGUAAAGAGUCAUCCGCGUGGAAGAGACAGUUACUGGCCGCAGCUAAAAGAUUUGGACCUGUGGAGCACUCUCUAUUCUUACCUACGCAGGCAUUUGUGGAAAUGACAAAUCCACUGGAUGCACAGAAGCUGGUUGGACACCAUACGUCCAAACCCCUGAAAAUAGAUGAGAUUCAUAUUAAAGUGGCCUUCUCGUCAGAGUAUAAUACACUUCCGACCAUAUCUGACAGGAAGUCUUCAGUCAGGAAGUCUUCAGUCAGGAAGUCUUCAGACAGGAAGUCUUCAGACAGGAGCAGGAAGUCUGAAGAUAGAUCUAAGAGAAAGAGAAGCCCAAGCCCCAGAAGGCGGAACCUCAGCCCCAGGAGAGAUUCCCCAACCACCUCAAAGAGGAGGAGGAGUAGAGAGAGGUAUAGCGACCGUCACAAAGAACGAGUGAAAUCAAACAGUGGUGGUAAAGGCAGUCCAAGGUCCCCCAGCAAACAGAUCUCCAGCCGGAACUCCAGAAGCCCUCGCAGGCCAAGGUCCCCCAGCAAACAGAUCUCCGGCCGGAACUCCAGAAGCCCUCGCUCACAUACUAAAGAGAGGGUCUCCAGUGAGAAGAAGACCCCAGGUUCUUGUAAAACAGACCCCAAGAAGAACAAGGUAUCUCCCACUUCCACUCGCUCACAACCUCCCACCAAGGAAAAGACCCCAUCCCUGUCCUCCAAUGUGAUGGCGAAGUCUGAAGAGGCUGUCGUCACGACUGACCAGAGCAAGAAAAAAACUGAGACUCAGGAGGAUGGAGCCACGGAGGCCUGUGAUAUGGACAGUGACAUCGAGGGGAUGGCCGUGUAUGGGGAGGAUGGGGAGGAGAACUCUGACAUGGGAGAGGAGGAAGAGGAAGAGGGGCAAGUAGGGGAGAAAGAGGGAGAGGUAGGGGAGGCAGAGGGAGUGGGGGAGAGGAAGAGGAAGUAG